Molecule: messenger RNA, 606 nt
Organism: Seminavis robusta
Lineage: Eukaryota; Bacillariophyta; Bacillariophyceae; Naviculales; Naviculaceae
Source: the annotation of a GenBank genome assembly
AUGGAUCACGCAAGGAAGUGUCAACAGAAUCUUCCGGAAGGCCCGAGUUCAUACUACAUUGUUGGUAGCCUUGGCAAUGGUGCAACCUCCAAUGGCUUUCACGCGCUGGAUUCGGAAGGAAAGGAAGUUGCUCUAAAAGUGUAUGUGAAGCACACCAAUGCAAAUGGUACGGUAAUGAGCAAGGAAAAAUUUGAAAAGGUGGCAGAAGCUUCGGUCAACCGGGAGGCGGAGAACUUCAACAGCAUCUACAAUGAUCUCAAAGCGGAGGAAGUCAAGCUGUCGGGAAUCGGGCGCUGGUGCGUCGUUAUGCCAUUCUUUAGACCCAUAGAGAAAGCAAAGCGACGAGGAAACUUGGAGAAAAUUCAGGAGGCGCUUCGCAAAUUGGAGGUUACAGGACUGAAAUACAGAGAUGACGACGUUCGCUGGAGACACGUAGGCUUGUAUAAGGAGAGCUGCAUCCUGUUUGAUCUUGCCGAUUUGGAGAAAGUCAGACCGGACGACACCUCAUUUGUGAAGGGCCACCAUGAUGUAUUAGAGAAUCGAAUUGAAAAGGAACCAGUGGCAGAGGAGAAGCUGUUCAAAAUAGAGACGCCGACCAAGCCGUAG